ACCCGAAUCAUUCGCGAUUAAUUGCAAGAUUGCUUGAAACCAAUCCUCUAAAUAACCUCUCAAAGUGCGCGGCUGCUGCCAAGAUCUUUCAAGAUGGCUGGCGCAGAACAUUACCGCCUGGCGGCGGAUCCGGCCAUCCAGAAGCUGGGAACUAUGACCUCGAACCGUCACAAGUACUUCCGAUGGACCCCGAGAACCGCUCGUCUCACGUUUGUCUACGCAGUCGUUGUACCCGCUAUCCUCGGAACUAUUGCCUACAAUACAGACGGAAAAUUCGAUAUCCGAGCGAAGAGGAAGGGAGACCUGAUUUCCGAAUACUAAGAAUAGUCUCGAAAUCGGGAACGCAUGAAUGACUGUACAUAGGGCUAGGUGCAUCACAACAAUGAAACAAGAGCUUUGGUCAAAAUUACUCUUCCGCGUCUACUGCCCCAAAAAUUAGAUGCCGUGGAAGAAAUAUUGCUACAUAUCAAGAGAUGACAAUUCAAGUUAGUUACUCUUACGACGUUAGACUAGUACCUGCUUUGUGGUGUGUGUGCUCAUUACCCAUGAUUGGUGAAAUGUAUAUCUUAAUAUCAGCCGUGAUAUUCCCAAGCGGAUAUCUAUAUGCACUGGUGUUAAGACGAUUAUAAUAGAGAGGCAUCUAUGGAAGAAAACCGUAUGGAUUGGAUGCUUUACUUCCUCGUCUAGCUGUAUUGUAUUAAGG
Annulohypoxylon truncatum is the source of this 703-nucleotide messenger RNA. RefSeq names its product NADH:ubiquinone oxidoreductase 6.6kD subunit. Lineage: Eukaryota; Fungi; Ascomycota; Sordariomycetes; Xylariales; Hypoxylaceae. The record is from RefSeq and is a predicted model, not a curated record. The coding region runs from base 94 to 321 and encodes 75 amino acids. The transcript is spliced from 4 exons.